UAUCUUGAAAAUGUCAAAUUUCAAGACAAAUACCAUUUUAUUACGCUUUUAUUAACACGAGAUCUAUUUCUUGUAGCGUCAUGCUAAAUUUUGUGCACUCAAUACAAGAUGGGUCAUAAAUAAAUGUUGAAAAAGAAGAGGAAAAUUAGAAGAAAUAUAGUAGAUAUGUAUUUUGAGACGAGAUAAAUGCCUACAAAGAAGAACAAGGACAUAAAGAGAAAUAUAGAAUAAAAUGAAGAAAGCACAUGCAUGAGAUAUCUUAGGAACAUUUUGAAUGCAAUUCUCGUCCCGUUGACGAACUUUUUCUGCCAAGCUGUACCUGUGUACACCGUUAUGACCGCUUGAUAUUGCUGUAUUGCUAAGUAAUUGUCAUGGCUUCGGAACGAUAUAGUUUUUCGUUAACAACCUUCAGUCCGUCAGGCAAGUUAGUUCAAAUAGAAUAUGCCUUGGCUGCAGUAGCCGCUGGUGCGCCGAGCGUGGGCAUUAAGGCGUUAAAUGGUGUUGUUCUCGCUACGGAAAACAAACAUAAAUCCAUUCUCUAUGAUGAACAUAGCGUCAGCAAAGUCGAAAUGAUUACGAAGCAUAUCGGUAUGGUUUACAGCGGCAUGGGUCCAGAUUACAGAUUAUUAGUAAAGCAAGCACGGAAAAUGGCACAACAAUAUCUCCUAGUAUAUCGAGAACCUAUUCCGACUGCACAACUCGUACAGCGCGUUGCGAUGGUCAUGCAAGAGUAUACGCAAUCUGGAGGUGUUAGACCUUUUGGAGUGUCUCUUCUGAUCUGCGGUUGGGACAAUGACAAGCCUUAUCUAUUCCAAUGUGAUCCAUCCGGCACAUAUUUUGCAUGGAAAGCAACUGCGAUGGGUAAAAAUUUCGUUAACGGCAAAACGUUUCUUGAAAAGAGGUACAGCGAGGAUCUGGAAUUGGACGAUGCCGUUCAUACUGCCAUCUUGACAUUAAAGGAAGGUUUUGAGGGACAGAUGACUGCGGACAAUAUUGAAGUCGGCAUUUGUGACGCGAACGGAUUCAGAAAAUUGGAUCCAUCCAAUGUGAAGGAUUAUCUUGCGAAUAUUCCUUAAGCUUAUGUGUGAAUUUCUUUUUUUAAUAUAUUC
Messenger RNA from Cyphomyrmex costatus, 1109 nucleotides. RefSeq names its product proteasome alpha2 subunit (gene Prosalpha2). The coding region runs from base 372 to 1076 and encodes 234 amino acids. NCBI's taxonomy places the organism in Eukaryota, Metazoa, Arthropoda, Insecta, Hymenoptera, Formicidae. Gene Ontology annotation, biological process: ubiquitin-dependent protein catabolic process. The transcript is spliced from 4 exons. Gene Ontology annotation, cellular component: proteasome core complex, alpha-subunit complex; proteasome core complex. The record is from RefSeq and is a predicted model, not a curated record.